Paramecium tetraurelia is the source of this 1923-nucleotide messenger RNA. RefSeq lists its product as uncharacterized. The transcript has 4 exons. The record is from RefSeq and is a predicted model, not a curated record. Gene Ontology annotation, cellular component: nucleus. Gene Ontology annotation, molecular function: double-stranded DNA binding. Gene Ontology annotation, biological process: reciprocal meiotic recombination. NCBI's taxonomy places the organism in Eukaryota, Ciliophora, Oligohymenophorea, Peniculida, Parameciidae.
AUGUUUAAGUACUAAAAAAGGAACACCCAAAUGUUUAAAAAUAGUUUAUAGGGAUUGUUGAGUGGAUUAGAUGUAUUUGGACAACCUCCCGUAUUGAGAAUUUUAAAAAAAAGUAAAUUCACCACUUCAACAGGGUUCUUUUGUACAUCAGUAAUCACUACCAUCUGCAUACUAUAUUUAAUUUAUUAAAUCAUAUAAUUAUACGAUCGAAAAAACCCUUUAGUUGUGUUUUCAGAGUAUUAAAUGACUGAUACUGCUCCUCUUCCUUUGUUAAUGAAUAACUUUACGAUGGCAAUUUCAGUAGCCAAUUUAAGUCUCAAUACUCUUACAACAUUAAAUACACAUUUUACUAUUACAGUGAAAAACUGUAUCAGAGUAAGACUAAUUGAUGAAUAAACAGGAAAAACUAGAAUUCAGCAGAAUUGUACUGAAUACCCAACAGAAGCAUGCGAUGAUAAACACUUUGUUACGAAUGUUCAAAAAGAUUAUUUUUAAUCAAUCAAUUUAGGAUAUACAUAAUGUUUGAAUUCAGACUAAUGGAAUAAUUCACCUCCUAAUUUAUAAGGUCAAAUAGCUGGCAAAACAUAUCAAUAUAUUUCAAUCAUGGUGUAACAAUGCAAGAAUUCUACCUCAUAUAAUCAAUGUGCCCCUAUAGAAAGUAUUUAAGAGGAGUUGAAAACUGGCUAUUACGUUGUUCAUUUGUCAGAUAAUCUUGUCUAAAUGAAAUAACCAGGUAAUCCAUUUUAAGAAUACAUUUCCCUCUAAUAUACAACCAUGUCUAUCGCAAAUUCUAAAACCAUAAUCCAGAAUUUAAAAGUGACUAAUGUCAUCACUGAUAAAGGCCUAAUUACAGAAGACAAGUCCGAAUCCUCAAGUUUAAUUCAGUAUACUAAUCGUGAGUCAUAAGAAGAAUACAAUGAUGAAUUUUUAGUUCUCCACUAUAUAACACUCGAUCAAAGACAAGGUGAAUAUUCUAGAUCUUAUGCUAAAGUUCAAGCUAUCUUAAGUACAAUAGGAGGGCUCUAUCAAGUUUUAUUUUUAACCAUUUACUCUAUUUUGAGCCCUCUUAUUUAAAAAUUUGUGAAUCUAUAAAUGGCUAAUAAAUUAUUUAGAUUUGAGAAUUCAAAUUAUUCUUUUGAUGAUGAUUAAAUUGCUUAAGACAAUUUCAUAAUUUAGUCACCCAAAUAAUAAUCCUCUUAACGAGUUUUAGACUUUGAUAUCAAAAAGUCCUCUUUUUCUAAAUCUUUAGGCAGAUCUCUCAAGUCGAAGAACUUCGAAAAAAUUUAGGAUUCUAAAUCUAUGAGUGAAUAUUUGAAGUCCAAGAAAUAGUCUUUAAAUUUAACUUUAAGAGAUAUAAUUAUUAUGAGUUUAGGAUGCAAGAAAAAAGAAAAAAGGCAAAUCUAAUAUGCAACUGAUAAGUUUAUGUCUAAAUUAGAUGUAGCAUAUAUCAUAUCAAAAAUUUAUGAGAUUGAUAAAUUAAAAUUGGUAUUACUGAAUGAAGACCAACUCUAAUUAUUUAAUUAUUUACCAAAACCUGUAAUUCCUUCUGCAUUAUUUGGAGAUGAUGCAGAAAGUAAAAUUAAAGAAAUUGAAGCAAAAAAGGCAUACUAAUUUAUAUUGCAAGAUGAAAAAUCAGAUCUUUUAAAGUUGUAAGAGGCCUUUGUAUCGUUUGCAAAAUUGAAAAAGAAAAAAGAAUUAACUUAAAUAGACAAGAAUAUAAUCGAAAUCUUAGACGAAGACAUUAUUGAAUUAUUCUAUACUUUGAAUAAAGAUCAAUCAAAAUUAGAUUAAAUUUUUAAUUAGAAACUUAGUUUAAAUCUUCAGGUUUCAGAACCUGAUUUUAAAAAAUCCCAUUCAAUAGCUGAUGUUGACUACUCGGAUGAUUAACCAAAUUCUAUUCCAUAUUUGAGAUCCAGAUCUUGA